Molecule: messenger RNA, 7254 nt
Organism: Chara braunii
Lineage: Eukaryota; Viridiplantae; Streptophyta; Charophyceae; Charales; Characeae
Source: the annotation of a GenBank genome assembly
AGUCGCCGCCGCUCCGUAUCCGCGCCUUGCGCUGGCAUCUGGACGGUCGGGACUUUCCAUUUUUAUGUCGGCGAUCCUCUUAUGUCCAUAGCGGUCGAACUUGCCGCUCCAUCGACAUCUUUCUCGCGAGCGGCGCCACAUCGGCCUGAUCGUCAGGACCACGGGGUGCGGCGUCGUCGCGACCAUAGCUUCAUCACCGGAGCGUCUCGACGAGAGGGGACUGCAGAUUGUGGGUCGAUCUGUUCAGACCCGAGGCUCGGACCAGGUUCGGACGGAAUGGCAGGCGGCGAAGGCGAGGAGGUUCGAUCAGUCAUGUGGUUCCGGAAAGGCCUCCGCCUUCACGACAAUCCUGCUCUGCACGCUGCAUGUGAGAACGCCACACACGUGUGCCCGCUCUUCAUCCUCGAUCCUUGGUUUCUCGCUCCCGAUACAACGGCACCAUCUCUUGGUUCAGCUAGAGUGGGGAUCAAUCGCAUACAAUUUUUGCUCGAGAGUUUGGAAGAUCUGGACCGCAACCUUCGCAGUAGGGGAUCACGGCUUUUGAUUGUGCAUGGAAAACCAACGGAAGUGUUCCCUGUAAUUUUGGAGAAGUGGGGGAUCACCAGACUUUGCUUUGAGCGGGAUACUGAGCCAUAUGCAUUGCAGAGAGAUCGUGAAGUUAAGGAAAUUGCAGCCUCCGCAGGGGUGAAGGUGACCAGCCCGGUCAGCAAUACGCUUGCCACGUCAGCAGUCCCACGUCAGCAACAGUGCCACGUCAGCAGCAGUGCCAUGUCAGCAACAGUGCCACGUCAGCAGUGCCACGUCAGCAAUAGUGCCACGUCAGCAGUGCCACGUCAGCAACAGUGCCACAUCAGCAGUGCCACGUCAACAGUGCCACGUCAGCAGUGCCACGUCAGCAACAUGACGGGCCCAACUCUGGGCAUGCCAGGCCAACUGGCCAACGAGUCUAUUGCCGACUACAAACAGCGGUUCCAGACUCAGCUCGCACUGAUCGAGGCUGAGGAACAGCACCUGUUGGCAGCCGAGGCUGCCCGCCUACAGGCUGAAGCAGCGACAACAACUGAGAAGCAGCGGCUUCAGGCCGAAGCAGACGCAGAUACCCAGGCACGCCGCAAGGAAGCCCAGGAUCUGCUGCAGCGGCAUAAAACCACCAGCAUUGAAAGGCUCAAGUUUUGGCACUUCGAACCAUCCGAGGAGCAUGAUGACGCGACACCGGAGGAGCAGCACAAGGAAUUCAUGGCCAAGCUCAUGACCAGGUUGGUUUACACCUGUAACCACCUGCAGUCCGAGCUGGCGAAUCUCCAGCGGGGUGUGCGGAACCACAAGGCUCAGCACGAGGAUGCAGCACGGGCACUUGAUUCCCGUGUACAGGACUUGGAGCAAGUUGCACCAAGACCGGAGGCUGGCGAGUCGAGCAGUGCACCCUCUGCCCGCCAACUGGAGGAACGCGUCGAUCACGUAGUGGCAAUGCUAGGUGAUAUUAGCACCUUCGCAGCGCCAGCCACCAUCAGCCAGCAGCUGGACACACUGAAGACCAAUAUCAGGCAGCGACAACAGUCGUCCGACCUCGAUCGCAGCACCAGCACGACGAAUCAUUACAAGAUGCCGACUUUCCGGAUCGAGAAGUUUGAUGAUUACACACAUCAAGACCCGGUCGUCUGGUGGCAAGGAUUCACAACGGAGUUGGGGAUUCAUGAGGUCCCCGAACAUCUGUUCAUCGGCGCGCUGUUCCUUAACGCCAAGGGAGGAUGCCAGAUCUGGCUCAGCCAUAUGGCAACCGUCCACGGCGUCCAGGUCUUCGACCUACACAAGAAGGUCUCCUGGGAGGAUCUGACAAAGGAACGGAAGAAGCGGUUCAUCGUUGCUGACGCCCCGACGCUCGACAUCAACCGCAUCUUCACGAAGGCUCAAGGAAACACAACGACACGCAAUUGGCUCACAGAUUGGCAGAAGAUCGAGGCGACGCCCGAUCUGGAGUUGCCAUUUCCGCAUCUGCGCCGAGAGUUCUACAAUCGGUCAUGCGCCGCUUUGAGCCUCACACUUGGUGAUCACGAGCAGUACAACACCUUCGCCGAAAUCAUCAACAAGGCAAGGGAGAUCAUCAAGACAAACAGAGCAACUGCACAUGAGAAAUCAGCAUGGCAGCCAACCUAUGUGGAGAAGGUGAAAACUGGUCCGCGACCGCAGCAGUUCGCUACAGUUCAAACGGACAACAUUGUGGAAGACCCGGCAGCCACCCAAGCGUCACGUGAGGGAGAUCAGGUGGCUGCUGUCCAGCCGCGAAGCAACAACAAGUCCCGAGGAAACGAGAAGGCGAAAACCGCAUCGCCGGCCGUAAACGGACAGCCAGCACCAUGGGUCAAGUUUCACUUGACCGAGGUCGAGUACAAGUACCGCCGUUCUUCGCCGCCAUCUACCGCCGGGGAUUCAACGUCAUGGUCAAGACUUGAAGAGCUCGACCUGUUGACUUUUGCGGACUUCCAAUGGAUGCCCCUUCCCCGGUCCAGUCGAUUGCCGAAACCGCAUGGCAAUGAGCUCAUGGCACAAUUGCGGGAUUACUUGCACACUGCAGUACCAACUCCGUUGAUGGACGCCGGAGUAGAGGUCGUCGACCUUCACGCCAACAUUGCGAAGAUCGACCGCGAGUUCAAGACACAACGGUAUGACGACAUCGACGCACCAUUGUUAUAUGUACGCAUUCAGAUCGGAGAGGCGACCUGCAGCGCUUUGAUCGAUUGCGGAGCAUCUCGCAACUACAUGAGCCAAGACUUUAUGGUACGCGCCGGCCUUGGCCCACGCGUCCGGAGGAAGUCCCAGCCUACGCAAGUCACAUUGGCAGACGGUUACACACACAAGUCAAUAGACCGGUGCAUAGAUGACGUCCCCGUGUACUUUGCCCCGCAUGCAAGCAAGGCGGUGUCCCUCGAUAUUUUGGACACGAAAUUCGACAUGAUCUUGGGCAUGUCAUGGCUGCGAAGCGAGGAUCACCCGGUGAACUUCUACCGCCGCACCGUUCCCGUUCGUGAUCGGAACGGAGUACUAGUCCCAUGCACGGUAGCUCCUCCUCACCCUUCGAUCAGCUGCCACGUGGUGUCCGCUGCAAGCAUGCGAGCUUCCAUCAUUAGAGACGACAUCGAGGAGAUGGGGGUGUGUUUUCUCCACACCCUCCUGCCCCACGACGCUUCACCGACGGACUCAUCUUCGGACCCACGCAUCACCGAGCUUCUCGAUGCCUACGGCGACGUGUUCGAAGGCCCGCACGGAGUAGUACCGGAUCGGCCCAUCCGCCACGAGAUCAUCCUCGAGGACGGGGCCGUACCUCCGCGCGGUUGCAUCUACCGAAUGAGAAGGGAAGAGUUAAGUAUGCUACGGGCACAACUCGAUGACCUUCUGGAGAAAGGCUGGAUUUGGCCUAGCUCAUCGCCAUACGGUGCUCCUGUUCUCUUCGUCCGGAAGAAGAACAAGGAUUUGCGGUUGUGCAUCGAUUAUCGCAAGCUCAACGCGCAAAUGAUCAGAAACGCCGGCCCUCUUCCACGCAUCGAGGACCUUCUCGGACGACUGAGCGGCGCCAAGUUCUUCUCCAAGCUUGACCUCAAGUCGGGAUAUCACCAACUCGAGAUUCGGCAGGAGGACCGCUACAAGACCGUGUUUAAGACGCGUUAUGGGCAUUUCGAAUGGUUGGUUAUGCCAUUUGGCCUUACGAAUGCCCCGACCACUUUCCAAGCGGCUAUGACAACGGAGUUCCGACACUUGCUGGAUCGAUUCGUACUUAUCUACCUCGACGACAUCCUGGUGUACAGCUGGAGUUUGGACGAGCAUGUGGAACACCGACGCACCGUUUUGGAGCGGCUACGACAAGCCAAGUACAAAGCCAACUGCGACAAAUGCGAAUUCGCGCGGCAGGAGCUGGAGUACUUGGGACAUUAUGUGACGCCGCAAGGCAUCCGUCCGCUUGCGGACAAGAUCGAGGCCCUCCACGUAUGGCCCGAACCCACCAACACCACAAACGUCCGUUCCUUCAUGGGGUUGGCGGGCUACUAUCAGCGAUUCAUCACCGGAUACUCAAGGAUUGCUGCACCUAUGACGAGAUUACAAUCGCCAAAGGUGCCAUUCGUAUUCGAUGACGACGCACGCCGGUUAUUCCAAGCACUUAAGACGACCAUGCUCAUGGCACCCGUCCUUAGCAUCUAUGACCCCAUCCUGCCUACGAGAGUGACAACUGACGCUUCCGACUACGGCAUUGGGGCAGUCUUGGAACAACACGACGGCGACGACUGGCACCCUGUGGAGUAUUUCAGCCACAAAGUGCCUCCCAUCAAUUCGCUUGAUGAUGCAAGGAAGAAGGAGCUGCUCGCGUUCACAUGGGUCACGGACAACAACCCAUUGACCUACUACAAGACGCAGGAUACGGUGAGCAGCACGAUCGGGCGAUGGAUGUACUUCAUCGACCAAUUUGACUUCACACCUAAACAUCUCCCCGGCCUCUCCAAUCGCGCAGCAGAUGCACUCUCGCGAAGACCCGAUCUUUGCGCCAUGACACAUCAUGCCUUCGCAUUCGACGAGGAACUUCAGCGACACUUCAUCCGGGGCUAUGAGUCUGAUCCGGACUUCGCCACGUUGUGUGCGCAACUAUCUUCGGAUCACCCGCCGGCCAGCCACUAUCGCAUUGCCGACGGGUACUUGCUCCUCCACUCGAGAGGCAAGGACUUAUUGUGUGUCCCACGAGACCGUCGUCUUUGGACUCGCCUUCUCGGGGAGUACCAUGACUCGCGACUCGCCGGCCAUUUCGGAGUCAACCGCACUAUUGCACGGCUUCGACAACGAUUUCGAUGGCCCGACCUCGUUACCGAUGUCACUCAGUAUUGCGACUCUUGCGAAGUUUGUCGACGAAGCAAGCCCCGCAAUCGCAAUCCCUACGACGAGUUGCGCCCAAUGCCUAUCCCACAGGAACCCGGCCUCUCCAUUGCCAUGGAUGUCACCGAACCAUUUCCCCGCGAUCGCCUCGGGCACGACGACAUCCUCACGGUUGUGGACCGUUUGAGUGAUCUGGUUUGGGUCUCCGCGGAAGAGUUUGCACUGGAACAGGAUGUUUCACGCAAACUGCUUCCCAAGUGGUUUGGACCUUGGUCUGUGACAGGAGCCGCGGGCGAUGAGCCCGAUGGCCCUUCAUUUGUGAUCAAUAUCCCGACGCAUCUGAUGGUCCAUCCAGUCUUUCACGCCUCGAAGCUGGCAACAUAUACACCAGCUAAGAGCGACGACAUCCCGGGCCGACGAUCGCAGGACCCUCCAUCUAUGGAUGGGCAUCAGGAAGUUGACCGCGUCAUCACGGAUUGCAAGUACGGCAGCAAGCCUCGCCAGUACAAGGCAGGGGGACGACCACCCUUGACAUACCAGUCCUUCUUGAAGUUAGCCGGCAAGCCACCUCCGCCUAUUGGAGAUGCGCCAGCGAAAAUACCAUUGCCACCGUUAGACCUGGGAAAUGAACUUGCUGUCAUUGGAGUUCCAGAUAUUCGAGAUCUUGGAUAUGGCACUCCAGAGCUGCUCUCUCUGCAGGGUGAACGGAGCCCUUUCAAGGGUGGGGAGACCGCCGGACUUGAGCGCUUGGAGCAUUACAUGGCGAAGAAGGUUGAAGAGGAAUACAACAAGAACCCAGAUUCUUUCAAGGAGGCACUGAAACAAGCAGAAUUACAAACCUACAAAAGAAGGGCCAAAGCCCAACCAGUCAAUAAACGCCAAUUACACGAAGGGGGCAAGGCCGGGGAGAAAGAAUCGGGCUUGAAAAGAAGAAGGGUCGAGGGACCAGCAGGGGAACGGGACAACAACAAACCAGGAGCGGAUAACGAGGGUGAGGAAAUGGACUUUGAUGCGGCUGGGGAGCAGGCUGAUGACGAAGCAGAUCCCAAGCCGGAGUCCAGCCCCGUGGAGGAGGAUGAGCAUGAGCGGGAGGAACAGUCCCUAGCGUGGAUAAGACAUUAUGUGGAGAAAGCGAAAAGAGAGAGGGAACACGCUUUCGAUGUUCAGGUAGCAUGUUUGAAACACGCGGUACGAUCCCAAGCGAAUGGGAAGAAGAACGUAAUUGCUGGAAUCAGUAAUUCACCCAAUCAGUUCGCAGCCCUCCUGAAAGUUAAGGCGGAGGAGUUCUCCGAGUAUGCAGCCUUCAGGUAUGCAGAAAAAAAGAGGGCAAGAGAACAGGGAACGGAAGACAAAGACAAAACAAUUCCCGCAACCAAAGAUAUCUCCCAAGAUCGACGCCCCAAGACGAGGAAGACAAGUAAGAACCAGAAGAAAAGGGAAUCCAACGAAGAGCAAGGGGGGGAGGAAGAUAAACCAGAGCGGGAUCUGUUGGAAAAGGAAAUUGCAGUCGUCCUGUCCCAAAUAGAGAAACUAAGAAAAUGGAACAGAGAAUACGCCCCAGAAUACACAACGAUUGCACAGAUUGCAAAGGGGAAAGCACCCAUGGUUGUGGAAGCAGCCAAUGCAGCCCGCAAAACAUUGAGGAACAUCAGACCGCUCAUUGCAGCCAGGUAUGACCCCAAAGUGAAGGAAUGGUUAGUGGCAACCGACGUAGCCUUCCAAAUUCCAUACUUUGUGGAAGGGGAAAACAUUGUUAAGGCCUUAAGAAACCAUGUCACCUUCGAUGUCCCUCUGAGUCUGUUUGAGACGGUGGCUUUAGAAUCAGACAUGGAGGACAUCGAAUCCCAAGAGGGCUCAGAGAGCGAUCCCAAAACCAAGGAGCUAGCUGGCAGGAAGUCCCUGAGGGCCUUCUCACCCUUGAUUGCCAAAAUGCCGGAAGAGACACAACUGCAUUCAGGGAUGAGAUGGAGACCAUGGCGGACGGUGGUUGAAGUUCCUUACAGCAUUCUGGCUGGCCCGAGAGUGUCUACGGAGUUGAUGGUCACUUCAGUGGCCAGCAUCGUGGAGGCAGGGCAGCUAGAUGGGGAUGAAGAAUUGGACAUGAGAGCAUAUGCACUAGAUGAUGAGAGGUUUUACAGAAGUGAAGGAUUAGAAGGUGAUGCAAGGGACGGUGAUGACGAGUGGGAGAAGAUGGACAGGCUGAUGGAUUUGGAAAAAAAGGGAAAGGGAGAGGUGGACACUGAGGGGAGAGGAGGGGAGGAGCUGGGCAAGGCGAUCUCAGAGGGGAGCUCCGACGCCGUGUUACAAGAUGACAAAGGAGGGCAAGAGGAGAGAGAAGACGGCCUUGGGGCUGACAUAUCCUCUCCCCCGCCCACCUAAGCAAAUGAGCCACAAGCCUAG